This is a messenger RNA of Paramecium pentaurelia, 1745 nucleotides long. The record is from the annotation of a GenBank genome assembly. NCBI's taxonomy places the organism in Eukaryota, Ciliophora, Oligohymenophorea, Peniculida, Parameciidae.
AUGUAAAGACAAGUUUAUAUAAGUCCUGAGAGAAUGGUCGUUGAAAAAUUAGAAAAGUAUCCUGCUUUAAAUUCAGAUCCAAAUUAUGAUCAUUGUAAUGUAGUUGAUAAAAUAAUCAAUAGCACGAUUUCAAGAGAUUGAAGCUGAAUUCAAAACCUUAGACAUUGAUUAAAGUGGAUGGUUAUCGUUGGCUGAAUUGGAAUUGCAUCUUAAGAGAAAGGGUUGUGAUCAAAAUUUGAUCUAAGAAAUCUUUAACGAAUUAAACACUAACCAAGAUUAAAAGAUAUCAAAGGAUGAAUUCACACAUGGUUAUCUAAAUAAAGAAUCUAAUCUAAAAGAAGAUAUUAAAUAGAUUGAAAUUAAAAUUAAACUUUUGAGAACCUAAGAAGAAGAUAUCAAAUCUAAACUAACUUAAACUAAUUGUUCAUAACUUAUAAUUACAUUACAAUCAGGAUGUUUAAGUUAAUUUUAUCGUUCAGAAGAUGAUGUUAUUAAAGCUUAUAAAUAAAUUGAAGUUAUAUUCCAUUGCAAUGAAGCUUAAGAUGGCAUUGAGAGAAUAAGUAAACCAAGUCUAAAUUGUGAAUUUCCUGUUUGGGGAGAUAAAUUUAACUACUCUCUCAAUUAAGUUUCUGAAAUUACAAUAUCAAUUGAAUUAAUAGAAAUAGAUAAAUUAGAUAAGCAAUCAUUAGGAAAAAUCAUUCUAAAAAAGAUUUUGAAUUCUGAAUUUGACAAACAAGAGAAAAUCAUUUUUGAAAAUGUUGGAGAAGUCAUUCUUUAAAUUCAAUUUAUCAAAGAUUGGGUAAGAGUUAUUAUUUUAAAUAUAAUAGAAUGAAUAAGUAUCAUUUUAAGUUUCAUUUUAUGAAAACUGUAUUAACUAAUAUUUAGAAGAAAUCAAAUAAAUUAAGAAGAAAUUAUUUUUUAUGAAAUAAUUAUAUACUAAUAGUAGUUCUAUUCAUUAUAAAAGUCUUAAAAUUAAGGAAUCAUAACCAUAAUCUGUUAGAUUAUCAUAAAUUUAAGAAACAUCUUAAAAAAAUACAAAUUCCCAAUUUCCAUAAAUUCCAAUAUAUUUAACUCAUUAAAUGGUUUAAGAAGUACAAGUAACUAAUUCAAUAAAACCAUAAAAUUAAUUAUCUAAUAGUAAAAUAUUUUAAGAAAAUCAAUUAAUAAAUAGUGGACAAAGUAAAUAAUUAUAUAAUCCUUCAAUAUAAUAAUAAAUAAUUACUUAAAUAGAUUAAAAUAUAAAACCUAAUUAAAAUUAAUUAAAAUAGGCAGAAUCUAUUUAAAUGGAUUAUACAAUCUAAAAUAAUAUUAUAGAUGCAUUUAAUUUAUUUAAUCAUGAUUAAACAGAAUCAGAUGAUUUAUGUUUAAAUUUAGAAUAAUUUCCUAAUGAUGAUAAAUAUAAAAUGAUAUAUGUAUUAAUUGGAUUAAUUACUUUGAAUAUAGCCUAUUCUAGAUGUGAUUUUUUAGGUUUAAUACUUCUUUUAUUGACAAUACCUUAUCAGUAAAAAAAAUGGAAUCCUUAAUAAAUAAACUUUUAUACAAUUGGAAUGAUUAUUUCUGCAAUUAUGGAUAUUUAUUGGUAUAUUUCUAUUCUAUUAUUAAGGUUAUAUAAAUUUUUCAAUUGUUUUUCUGAAUCAUAUUAAUGCAAUAAUUAAUAUGGAUUUGUCUUAGCCAUUUAUUUAUUUUGUUUUCUUGCCUUAUUAGGAAAACUCUACACAACAUAUAAAAUACGUUCUUAUUAAUGA